Molecule: messenger RNA, 3173 nt
Organism: Pomacea canaliculata
Lineage: Eukaryota; Metazoa; Mollusca; Gastropoda; Architaenioglossa; Ampullariidae
Product: lymphocyte expansion molecule-like
Exons: 10
Coding region: 217-1479 (420 amino acids)
Source: RefSeq, a predicted model, not a curated record
AUGUGACGCUUUGCCUCCGUUAAAUGAGGGUCAGUUUAACCACGGACGCAUAUAGGGGAUACAGAUUCAUGGUUUGACUGCGGAGGGUCGCAUGGGACAAGAUGUUUUUUUAAUCAUCGCCGUUGUCUUUCAGAUUCAUGAAAAUGACUGAAGGGUAGAAGGAUAAAUUAUUUACACACAAAGAAUUAACGAAUUAUUGCUGUCGGGUUUUCUACUAUGAACGACAAAAAAUUCAACGGGGCGCCAUUUGGGGUGCAAUCUGCAAGGUUUGAUGUAUCAGGCAUCCAUCCAAACAGCAAAAUGCCUGGGACUUUCACAGAGGUUUCUUAUCACAAGAAAUCAAAUGAGAUUCUAUGUCGCAGAUUGGGUCCAGGUGUGUACAAUGUUGAAGAGAAUGGCUUCCAUCCCAAGACAGUAGAGGAGCGAACAAAAGGUCCAGGGUGGGCGCGCCAGUACGAGGUAGAGCGCAUUGCUGCUAUGCCCCAUCUUCUUUUCAAAGACCAGUGGCUUGAGCGACACACUCUUCAACAAAAACUGGGACCUGGUUCCUACAACAUAAAGGAUUUCAUACAGCUGUUGUCAGAGAAGCCUGGUAGCUCAAGAGGUUUGUGUGAAGGUCAUGCAAGUCGCUUUGCAACACAGAUUCUUAGUGACACACCAGGGCCUGGCACUUAUGGAAUGAAAGGGAUUCCUCAUGCCCUUAUAGAAGAGAAAGCACAUCGUUCAGCUGGUAAAAGGGGGAUGCUUUCAUCUGGUUCCCCAGCUCGUGGCUCAUCCUCUACAGGAUGCCCUCUUGGACCAGGUACAUAUGAAUCCAAGAGCUGUAUUGAUGAGCUUCUGAAUAAAGUUGUCAGUAAACGGGGACCAUAUGAUCUAUAUUCUGGCAACAGAAGUAAACCAAUUUCUCAAGGAUUUUAUGCUGCACCCAAAAGAGUCAACCUUGGCCCUGGACAGUACAGCAUCAAAUCGUUUGUUGAUGAUUUAACUUCUGAGCAUGUGGUACACAAGGGUAAACUUGGAAUAGAGGCCCAGUAUCCACAACAUCCACCAGAACGCAUUUACCAAUGCACAUUGGCCCAAUAUCCAAGGGAAAUGGGAGCCCCAGGACCAGGCAGUUAUGAUCCUAAACAGCAGGAGAAACCACAGAGCAAAAACCCACCUUUUUUCUCCUCUGCUGAAAGGAUGAGUCGCAGACAUCUUCGCCUCAUGAUGGGCAGCUACAACCCUGUGGGCCCAGGGCGCUAUGAUUUUCAGAAGUUUGACGAAGCCAAGCACCGAAACGGCCACCAGUACGUCUUCAAAUCAAAGACAGGCAGGCUAACUAGAGCGCAAGAAGGAAUAUUAAGGGAGCGUAUUAGAGCAAAAGACGUGCCUUUGGCUGAACGUUCCUUCCUUGUUCCCCCCCAAGGCUUGCCGGCCUAUGACGUGGCCCACACCCUCUACGACUUCUCCAGACAGCGAGCAGCAACUGUGGCUUGACACAUCACUGGUGUUUAGAAGCCAUUUAUCACUCUUUUCAGUGGAACAGUUUGUUUACUUCUUGCAUCUGACUGCUUCCUCUAGAACCUACCACCAAGAAUGCUCCAUUUCUCUUUUAUUGUUUCAAACUGUGAAGUCAGCAUUCCAGUCAUCUUACCUUUUGAUGUCAAGACAUUGUUUAUGACCAUUACAAAUGCAUGCAAACAACCUAGUAUAAAGAGAAGAUGCUCACACUCUUUCAAACCACCAUUUUGUGCAUUUCGAUUGGUGUGGAAAUGCAUGUUAAUAGAAAUUUGUGCACAGGGUAAGAAAUGGUCUUUCUUUGCCAGGGGCUACAAGACUUGCAAGAAUCAGUGUGUUGACCAUUUGUAUCACUUUUUUCAGUCUGCUUAUGUUCUGUUCUGCAAGACUUCACAAUGUACACAGAAUCCAAAUAUUUUAACCUCUUUACGGCAAAUAGCUUGUUAUUCUCACAGAACGCUUUUAUGCUAAUAAUAAAGAUCAUUUAAAUAACACAAUAUCUUAGUCAACAGGCUAGCUCAUUGACCUGAUGAUAGCUGCUACUCACUUGACAAAUACUAAUCAUACAUUACUGCAAAAUUCAAGAGCCAGUAAGGAGAAUGGUGAAAGGUCACACUAUAGCAAGAGAUCAGUUAUUUUACCACGAUCGCUACUGAGAAAAACCAAACAAAAGAAAUUGAAGUAAACCAGAGUGAAAAAUAUAUCCAGUUUGCAUUGUGGGAAUAGCUAGUCAAAUGCACACAAAGAACCAUCACUGACAUCAAAUUAUUUCCAUGACAAAAAGAAAACGGGGGGAAAAUUGAUGCCCGAGACGAGAGCUAAACCUAGGACAGCCAAACUUCACUGUAUUGAUGACGGGCGCUAACAGUUGUACAACCAGACUGCCCCAAACAAUAGAAAAUAUAACCUCACGUUUGUUUUUCACUCGGUCCCUCUUAAAUCAGUAUUAUGCAAAGAAUUAGUUUGUCAUAUUAAAAUUUGUUUUAUCGUGUUACCGUAAAUGACUUUUUACUAGGCUAGAGCAGUGGUUCUCAAAGUGUGGUCCAUGGGCAUAAGUGAGGUGGUCCGCGGCUGCCAGUCGUCAUGUCAGCAAAGUGAUGUUUAAAUUGCCAGAUAGGCUUAUAGAAAACUUCAGUUAAGUAUGUCAACUUAUUGCUAUACUACUGUCACAAAAGGACAUUUAGUUUUGAAUUGUAAUGAAACAAAUGUGGCAAUUUAAAUUCAUAGUACAGACUGAUUUUUAGGCCUUGGUGGUCCGCCAUAUUUUUUACUUAAGUAAAGUGGUCCGCGGUCCAAAUACUUUGAGAACCACUGGGAUAGAGGAUGCAAUAUUUCAUCAAUACUUACACUGUGGUUGUAUAGACUUGUAAAGCUCUGCUUGCAUGUAUACUUGUCAGAGACAUUUUUUUUAUCUGUUGUUUUAUGCUGUUAUUUGCAUUGGGGAGGGGGGUGGAGAUAAUUGACACCUCCACUCUUCAUCUUUUUUUAUAGAUAUUCGUUUUUUGCUUCAGUAUUAUGGCACUUGUUAUUAUAAUGCCAAAGUUGGUCAUAAUCAGUUGCUUAUAGCACUGGAAAAUAUUCAGAUGACCAUGCUCUAUGCUCAUUUUUUCCCUUAGUUGGCAAUCAGUAUUAUUUUAUUCAUGUGGAGUACAUAAUAAAGCUACUGCCUUAUC